Molecule: messenger RNA, 5181 nt
Organism: Epinephelus moara (kelp grouper)
Lineage: Eukaryota; Metazoa; Chordata; Actinopteri; Perciformes; Serranidae
Gene: ccdc80l2
Product: coiled-coil domain containing 80 like 2
Exons: 12
Coding region: 350-2593 (747 amino acids)
Source: RefSeq, a predicted model, not a curated record
UCAGUCUCUGCUGGUUAGAGGGGUUAACAUCACUGCAGUCUUUGCUGUCAUUUUACCACUGAGAUUCGGAUUCAGAUUUGGUCCACCCGUUUUUUUAAGGAUACAGACUUCUUCAGCCUUUAAUGCGGAUUUCAUUUUGGAUCAGCAUAUGGGAAUUUUCUCAGUUUGGUGACUGACGAUGUUGAGCAUUUCAACUUUUAAGUAACUUUUAAACAGCUGGCGAAUCCAUCUCGUCUGUUUCAGAUGCAACAGUACUGCUGAUGAUCUUACACAAAUGUAUUAUGUAACCAGAGGAGGAUUUGUGAGCUGCUAACCAGUUCCAGCUGAUCAGCAAACUAAACACUCAACCAUGUCAGUGAGGAUGUUUCAUUCCUAUAAGUCACACUGGCCCCUGCUGUUGUUUGUAGCUCUGUGGAGCCUCUGCUACCCAAGUUUGCUUACCGCCUGGCCGGGCAUCGGUCGCAGCAAGCCCAAGGAUCAGCUGGACCCAAAUGUGAGGGACUGGGGAGACUAUUCAGACCUCCCUCCGGGGAUCGAGCAGGGGUUGGGGUUGGAGGAAGAACAUGUAGACAACAGACGAGUCGUAGAGUCAUCAUUGAGCCUGGCUCCAGAGCUGGAUUUCCUGGCUGACUUUGCAGGUAAAAAGCGACUGUGGGUGAUAACAGCCCCAUCACACAAUGACAACUACCUUCGUAUGAUGGAAAAACAGCUGGAAGACAUGGAGCAGAAAGGGUUAAAUUGCCGUCUCGCAGAAAGAGACACAUUCAUCAUUACCAUCAUCCAGAACGCAAUGAUGGAGGGUCGAGUCCAGAAAACAACUUUCCAAGGAGAGGCCACAGUAGAGAGCCUGGACCCUGACACAGUUAGCAAACUGCUGCACUACCUGGAGCUAACUGGCCAGGAGGAAGGGUUCACCAUGCUGGUUAUGAAGAAAAACCUUCGGGUCAGCGAACGCUUCCCGUAUCCGGUUCGUGUAGAGGCGAUUUUGGAGCUCAUUGAUCAGUUCCCCGUGAGGAAGCUGGAGAAAAUGACAAGAAAAGGAUCCAACUUGAGGUGCAGAACCUCUAAAAAAAAGGUUGUGAUGAAAAGGAAAAUGACAAAGAAGAAGAUCGUACUGAGCCCUCAGAGGCGAGGGAAUGUGACUUCAAUUAUGGCAAUACAAAGAAAACCUCCUCUGGACAAAAAAGCUGCCCUGAAGAGUAAGAUCCAGGACAUACUGAGUGGACGGUCAAGGUUUGUUAUCCGUAAGGCGCCUAUAGUGGGGUCCACGAAGGGAAAGGACUUGAGCAGUGGUAGUCGGGCCACUUCUAACGGACAAGAAAAAGUGCACAGCCCUCCACCUGCUCCACCUGUGUCAAAGAGCAAUGAAGAAGUAAAGAAAGUCAGGCCUGACCCCGCUGUGGAAGAAGGGAAGAGAAGACAUGGAGAGAAAAACAGAGAAGAUAAAAAAGAGCAGAAUGUAAAGGAUAACACACAGGAAAAGCAGAGCUCCAAGAAAAAGGGUAAAGGGAAGAAAGGGAAGAAAGGGAAAGGAAGAGGGAAAAAGUCCAACAGAGAGGCCAGCGAGAAGGAUAAAGCAGCCCUGAAGGAGUUUUUGGACGGUUUAAAGGGCAAAAGAAGGUUAAUGUUGAUCGCAACGCCCAGCAGAGAUGCAACACUGUACAUCCAGCAGAGGGACGACAACGACAAGCAACACUGUGACCUUGCAAUUAGGAAGAUCACCGUGGCAACCAUUGUGGGCGAAGGAAGUCACGCCUCGCUCACGCUGCAACACCACCAGCUCGAGUCGGAGCCUCCACUCAGUGACCAAUCGGAUCGUUUCUCAGAUUCAGGCCUGAUCUCUCUGUUGAGAGCAGAGCUCGGCCUGUCGUCCCCUGACCUCUUUUCCAUGACUGUCACAGACUACGACAUCAAGCCCAGUAGAGUCUUUGAGGCUCCUCCAUCAGGUCCUGCUCUGUUCGAGUACAUUGACAACUUUCCCUCAAGGCGCUCAGAAAAAGAAAAGGAAAGGAGGAGUCCUCCGUCCUGCUCCAAAGGCAGGCAAAAUCCUGGAGCUGAGAAUUCACUGCUUAGGUUCAUGUCUAAGAGGAGACUGCUGCUCAUCUCCGCUCCAUCUAAGGACGACUACUUCUUCCAGCAGCAGCUCUCUGCUCUCAGCGGACAGGAGUGUCACCUGGGUAUUCGCCACUUUGCCAUGUUGAAGCUGACUGGAACUGGAGACAAAGCAUCAGGAACUGUUGAACUCUUUCCUCUAAAUGGGCGUAGUCAGAGUGAGGUGGAGCCGUUAUCCCGGGACAUGGUCAACAAUCUGAGAGAACAGCUGAAGAUCAGUAAGGACUACUUCAGCAUGCUCGUUGUGGGGAAGGAUAGCGAUGUCAAGGCGUGGUUCCCGUCACCCAUGUGGUCCCUGGAUAACAUCUACGACCUGGUGGACUCCAUGGAGCUGCGCCACCAGGAGGAGAAGCUGCAGAAGAGACUGGGGAUCCACUGCCCUGAGGACAGAGGGAGAGGAGGCAGUGAGGGGGGGCCUUAUCACGGCUACGACGAAGACGGGCUGGAUGAGACGUACUUGUAUCACCGGUCAGAGGAAUAAUGAGACAAGAGGAAGAAGAUUCAGUUGUGUAAAGAAAGCAAGCUCAUAAACAAAGACCUUGAAAACUUAUCUGCAAGACUCACACGAGCAGGACUCACAUCUUCACAGACCCACAAUUAUUAAGCUGUAUAUUUUAUGUUUGCAUAUAAUAAAUUUCAAAAGCAGAGAAGAAAAUAUUGAAAUGGUUUUAUUGAAGAAAGUCUCCUCAGGUGGGGUUGUAUGAGGGCCUUAUUCAUAGUCAGUGUAUUGCCUACAGUAGAUGGCAGUCGACAUGCCCCCAGUUUGGAGAAGCAGGCAGUACUGCAAAGCAAUGUACUUCUGAGGAGGGGUCAGAGCAGCAAAAUGUAUUUUAGCCACCUAAAAAAAAAAGAAUAUUAGUUUAAAAGUACCCUAUAUUUAGUCAGACAGCCCUUUCUGACAGGAAACUGAAACUGUUAUACUGCUCUCUCCAAAGCCAGACUCCAUUGACAAAAACAGUAAUUUAACAUUGCUGAACACAGGAGCUGCUGGUCUACUGCUGCUUUGAUCAGAUAGUUUGUUUGUGUUGUUGUGUGACUUAGGUGUUUAAAAGGGAUAGUUUGAAUUCACAAAAGCCACACAAUGACGCAAAUAAACUAGCUGACUGUGGCAGUGGUAGAUCUGCGGCUCCCAUGUUCAGCAAAUUAAAAUUAAUGUUUUUGUCAAUGAAGUCUGGUGGCUUUGAUGAGAGCGUAGAUGGGGAACUGAAGCCAUUAACGGCUUCCCUGUCACAAAGCGCUGUCUAUGUCCAGGUAAGGCAGUGAAAAUAUUAUAUAGCAUACAUUCACACUAGAUUUUUUUCAGGUGGCUAAACUAUGUUUUGCUGCUGCCCCCAUCCACAGCAAUACACUGCUUAGCUUCCAUCGUGAUACUCCCAGCUGCUUCUCCAAACUGGGGGCAUGUCGACUGACAACUACUGUAUGUAAUACACUGACUAUGGACAAGUACCUCAUACAACCCCACUUGAAAACAUCUGAACUAUCCCUUUGAUGAAAGCAUAUGUGCAACCUUGAACUGCUUUUUUUAUUUGAAGAAAAUAUGGUGUUCUGUUAUUAUUUGUUGAUUACAGCACAGUGAAACAGGAACAAAGUCCAUCCAAGGCAGAGCAGAUUGUGUUUUUUGGCAACACUUCUGUCCACUCAUCUUUAAACACAUUCACUGUGUAUAUAGUGAGUAUAUAAAAGGAAAGUCGCUCUAUUAAAAUGUUGUGAUGUUGAAAUUGAAAUUGUACUUAAACCAAACACAUGUUCUUUGCUGUAACUCUAAACUAAACAUCUGUUUUUUAAAGAGCUGCAGUCUUCAGACACCUAAGGGUCAGUAAAACAAAGAGUUAUUGAUGCCGGGCUUGUUGCAUGCCUCGGGAUAUUCUUUUAUAGCAGUUCUUUAAAAAAAAAGCAUAAUUCAGCUUGUCUGCAACAGCUUUCAGUGGUUCAUCAGCGUACCCAAAAACUGCACCAGAUCUUCCAUUAUAGGGCUACACGAUAUUAGGAACAUUUGCGAUAACGAUGUUGAACAUCACGAUAAUAAUAUUACCUGUGACAAAUAGAUAUUAAAGUAUACAUAGUCCUGCCUUUCUGCAGCUUUUGGUGUACUGUUAAAAUAAAAACAACAAAAACAUGGGAACUGAACCUUGUGGUUGUGUGCCUCCACGGACCAGUGAAGUUGCAGUUACAGUUUACAUCCAUGUCUUGUCCAGACUCAUACGUAGCCAUGACACUAGACAAUGCUUCAAAUAUGGAUGUUGCUGAAAAGAAGCUACAAAUUCCUAAACGUGCCUGCUUCAGACACGUCUUCAACCCGACAGCGCAUAAGAUCUAUACAGUCACCACAGUUUCAAAGUGGACACUCAAGAUUAGUGUCACGAUUUCAGAGUCUGACCAAAUGUCUCCUCUUCUGUUCCUGAGUUAUGGUGUUGAGUAAUGGUGAGAAAGGUGUCUUUAUCGAACAUUAUGAUGUAACAGUGAAGUUGACAUGUAAUCACUUCAUUAUUUUAUUUUCUAAAGACAUUUUGGGAAAAUGUUGUCAUAAUUAGCAUAUGAAUUCUUGAGUUAUGGCCAAAUACUCAUUUUGUGAGGUCCAUCCUUGAGUCUAAAUUCCUUCAAGGCCUUCCUGAGAUACUGCGUUCACAAGACUGAGACAGAGGCCAAUCUAAUUAGUUAAUCCUUGAGUCAAAGUAGAUGUUUCACUUUGAAGUAUCCCUCAAGACGUUCUGGAGAUAUUGCUUUCACAAGAGUAAGAUGUGCGGACUGACGGACAACCUGAAAACACAAUGCCUCCGGCCAGAGCUGUCACUGGUGUGAAGGCAUGAAAGAGAAUGACAGUUAUAUUUGAAAGUGCAGUUUUCUACUGACACUUUCUUUAGACUAACUAGAAAAAAUCCUUAAGUGCAAUAUCACAGUCAGAGUUGACAUUGUGAUGAUGAUAAAAAACAUGUCAUAUUAUGCAGCCCUAUUCCAUAGUCAUUUUAAUUUCAUUGUACUACAGGGUUGGGUGACUAAUCGAAUUUCAUUUUCAAUCACUGUUUUGGCUUUCAAAUAUUAUGAAAACACGAUAGCUGAAAUAAAAAACGA